Pseudopipra pipra is the source of this 1103-nucleotide messenger RNA. RefSeq names its product zinc finger protein 239-like. NCBI's taxonomy places the organism in Eukaryota, Metazoa, Chordata, Aves, Passeriformes, Pipridae. Gene Ontology annotation, biological process: regulation of transcription by RNA polymerase II. Gene Ontology annotation, cellular component: nucleus. The transcript has a single exon. Gene Ontology annotation, molecular function: DNA-binding transcription factor activity, RNA polymerase II-specific. The coding region runs from base 135 to 1103 and encodes 322 amino acids. The record is from RefSeq and is a predicted model, not a curated record.
UUGUCCUUCCCAAAGCUUGGGCGGAUGGAGGAGGAGGCUGCGAGGAAGAGGAAGAUGCCUUGGGCCCCCCAGGCAGGUGAGGAGGAAGUCAGUGUCCCUUUGGGUGGGUGUUGUGCUGGCUCUGUCAGCCGAGCAUGGCCCCGGCUGCAGGACAACCCCGCUGGCGCCGCCGUCCUGCCGGGGCCGGAGUUGGGGGGAUGUCCUUGGCCUUCCCUGUGGGCCGGAGGCAAAUCCCCUGCCUGUCCUUCUUGCUUCCUGCCCCAGGCCCCGAGCUGAGGACGGAGAGCCCGGAGGACAAAUCCCCCCGUGAGACCCUGGUGGGAGAGGCCGUUUUGAAGGGCUCCCCGGCGCAGGAAGGCAGCGGGGAGGAAAAGGGCCGGAGAUCCCCCCACAGGAGGGGCUCCAAAGCCAUCCCAGGGUGCUCUGAGGAGGAAAGAGCCAGCCUGUGCCGGGAAGGCAGCUGGAGCUUGAGGGGGAGCUCUGAGCUGGUGGUCCCUGAGCAGCCUCCCAGCAAUGAGAAGCCCUUCAAGUGCUUGGAAUGUGGGAAGAGCUUCAGGCAGAGCUCCCACCUCCUCACCCACCAGCACAUCCACACUGGGGAACGGCCCUACAUAUGUGGGGAAUGUGGGAAGAGCUUCAACUGCAGCUCCAGUCUCCACAAACACCAGCGUUUCCACACUGGGGAACGGCCCUACACAUGUCAGGAGUGUGGGAAGAGCUUUAGGCAGAGCUCCGACCUCCUCAAGCACCAGCACAUCCACACUGGGGAACAGCCCUACACGUGUGGGGAAUGUGGGAAGAGCUUCAGGCAGAGCUCCACCCUCCGCACCCACCAGCACAUCCACACCAGGGAACGGCCCUACAAGUGCUUGGAAUGUGGGAAGAGGUUUCGGACCAGCUCAGAUCUCCUAAGGCACCAGCGGACGCACACGGAUGAGAGGCCCUUCCGUUGCACCGACUGUGGGAAGGGCUUCAAGCAGAACUCCCACCUUGUCACCCACCGGCGAAUCCACACCGGGGAGAGGCCCUACAAGUGUGGGGAGUGUGGGAAGAGCUUCACUCAGAGCUCUAAUGUGACCCAACACCAAUGGACCCACCAGUAA